Fragaria vesca subsp. vesca is the source of this 2784-nucleotide messenger RNA. Its product is annotated as pentatricopeptide repeat-containing protein At5g65560-like. Bases 1 to 2784 code for a protein of 927 amino acids. Gene Ontology annotation, molecular function: protein binding. The record is from RefSeq and is a predicted model, not a curated record. Lineage: Eukaryota; Viridiplantae; Streptophyta; Magnoliopsida; Rosales; Rosaceae. The transcript has a single exon.
AUGUUAAACCCCAUCAAAACCCCAACUCUCCUUCACCUCAGAACCCUCCAAUCUCUAUUGGGUCCUCACCAUUUCCCCAAAUUCCCAUCAAGAACCAAGCUUUUCACCCAUCUCUGUCAUUCUUCCCCAAAUCCUUCACCAAACUUGGUCUCUCGAGUAUGUGACAUUCUGGGUGACCCCAAAUGGGAAAAAAUCUCAGAGCUUUCGGGUCUGAUCAUCAAUCUCAGAACCUAUCACAUGGUGAAGAUCAUUCAGACUCACAGGAACACAGACUCGGCUUUGAGAUUCUUCUUCUGGGUUUCGAGGAGGAAGCCAUACAAGCAUGACAUGAACUGCUUCGUUUCAAUGCUGGAUAGGCUUGUGAGGGAGAAGCUUUUCGGGCCGGCAGACCAUGUAAGGCUUUUGCUUGUUAAAGGUUGUAGGAAUGAGGAAGAGCUUAAAUGGGUUGUUGAGUAUUUGAAUGAAAAGAAAAGAAAUGGUUUUGGGUUCACAUUGUAUAGUUUCAAUACGCUUUUGAUUCAGUUGGGCAAGUUUGGGAUGGUUAGUGAAGCUCAGAGUGUGUAUAAUGAGAUAAUGAGUAGUGAGGUUAAGCCGAGUUUGUUGACAUUUAAUACUAUGAUCAAUAUAUUGUGCAAGAAGGGCAAGGUUCAGGAAGCAGAGAUGAUUUUCAGCAGGAUUAUUCAGUAUGAAAUGUUGCCGGAUGUUUUUACUUAUACAUCGUUGGUUCUCGGGCAUUGUAGAAAUCGUAACUUAGAUUUGGCAUUUGAAGUUUAUGACCGGAUGGUGAAAGCGGGUUGUGACCCGAAUUCAGUUACAUACUCAACACUUAUUAAUGGGUUGUGCAGUGAGGGGAGGGUGGACGAGGCACUGGAUAUGCUUGAUGAAAUGAUAGAGAAAGGGAUUGAACCCACAGCAUAUACUUACACUGUCCCAAUUACUUCACUUUGUGAGGCAAAUCGACCAUUGGAAGCAAUCAGGCUUUUCAGAAGUAUGACGAAGAGGGGUUGCUAUCCGAACAUCCAUACUUAUACAGCAUUGAUCAGCGGGUUGUCUCAGACAGGGAAACUCGAAGUUGCUAUUGGACUCUAUCACAAACUGUUGAAGGAUGGUAUGGUUCCAAGCAUGGUUACCUUUAACACAAUUAUGAAUGAAUCAAUUGAGGCAGGAAGAUAUGACAUUGGUCUGGAGAUUAUUUAUUGGAUGGAGAGUCAUGGUUAUGCUAUCUCAGAAAAUAUCCGAACACACAAUCAUAUCAUUAAGGGCUUGUGCUUGAUGGAUAAGAUUCACAAUGCCAUGGCUCUUUUAAGCAAAAUGCUUGAGGUGGGACCAUCUCCAAAUGUGAUUACAUAUAACACACUGAUCGAUGGAUACCUCAAUAGAGGUAAUCUGAACAAUGCGCUGAGGUUAUUAGAGUUGAUGAAAGGGAGAGGAUGUAAACUAGAUGAGUGGACGUACACCGAAGUUAUCUCUGGGUGUUGCAAGGUGCACAAGUCUAAAUUUGCAUCUAAUCUUUUCCAUGAGAUGUUAAAACAGGGCAUUAGCCCUAAUCAGGUCACUUACAACGUUUUGAUUGUUGGAUGCUGUAAUGAGGGGAAGGUAGAUGAUGCCUUGUCAUUUUUCAAGCAGAUGGAAGAGACUGGUUGCUGCCCGAAUAUUGAAAGCUACAAUGCUAUUAUACAUGGUUUGUCCAAAGACAAUCAGUUUGCUAAAGCCAAGCAAGUGUUUAAAAAGAUGGUGGAUCAAGGUCUGCUUCCGAAUGUCAUUACCUACACAUCUUUAAUUGAUGGCCUCUGUAAGAAUGGUAGUACUGACCUUGCAUUCAAGAUUUUUCAUGAAAUGAGAGAAAGAGAUUGCUUGCCGAACUUGUACACUUAUAGUUCACUUGUUUUCGGGUUAUGUCAAGAGGGCAAGGCUGAUGAUGCUGAGAGGUUACUUGAAGAAAUGGAAAUGGAAGGAUUGGUUCCUGAUGUGGUAACAUUUACCACGCUCAUUAAUGGUUUUGUUAUGCUUGGUAGGCUAGAUCAUGCAUUCUUACUUCUUAAGCGAAUGGUUGAUGUUGGCUGCAAACCCAACUAUUUUACGUUUACUGUAUUGGUCAAAGGGUUGAAAAGGGAAAGUCAAUUACUCACAGAAAAGGUUGUGGGCCUUGCGACCCAACAUGAAGUACAGUGCAGUUCCAGCUCUAACAAGAGAUGCAACGAUCUUGAGAUAUUGUGUAAUCUCUUAGAUAAGAUAUCAGAGAAUGGAUGUGAACCAACUACAGAAACCUACCAUAGUUUAGUGAGAGGCUUGUGUGAAGAUAGAAAAUAUGAAGAAGUAGAUCAGUUGGUGGAGCAUAUGAAAGAGAAAGGCCUGUAUCCCAGUGAAGAGUUUUAUAGGCCUAUGUUCUUUGCUAAUUGCAAGAACUUGAAACUGGACUCUGCUCUGGAAAUGCUUAGUGGCUUGAUGGCAGAUAGAGGCCUUGAGGUUGACUUUUCAAUCUAUACAGCACUUAUUUGUGCUUUCUGCAGGGCAAAUCGGAUGGAAGAAGCUGAAAACUUGUUGAAAAGUAUGCUAGAAUGCCAAUGGAAUGCUAACGAGAUUGUUUGGACUGUACUAAUUGAUGGGUUACUGAAGGAAGGGCAGUCAGAUCCAUGCAUGCAUCUUCUUCAUGUUAUUGAAUCUCAAAACUGCAUUCUCUGGGUUGAGACAUAUGCAAUUUUAGCCAGAGAACGUUCUCACGUAAACAAAAGUAUGGUGACUUCUCAGAUUGCUAACAGAGCGGUAGAAUUAGAAGCACAUUGA